This is a messenger RNA of Pleuronectes platessa (European plaice), 2541 nucleotides long. RefSeq names its product PX domain containing 1b (gene pxdc1b). NCBI's taxonomy places the organism in Eukaryota, Metazoa, Chordata, Actinopteri, Pleuronectiformes, Pleuronectidae. The coding region runs from base 499 to 1200 and encodes 233 amino acids. The record is from RefSeq and is a predicted model, not a curated record. Gene Ontology annotation, molecular function: phosphatidylinositol binding. The transcript is spliced from 5 exons.
CAGCCUGUUGUCAAAGAGGGAGGAAGGAAGGAGGGAGGGAGGAGGAAACUGAGGCUGGAAGGAACAGCAACAUCCAGACAGAGAGGAGUGAAACGCAGUGAGGAUCUGAAGAACAGAACUUUCUCACACGGACCCUUUUGUCCUCUAGAUGUCCUGGAUGCAGACAGAGAAACAAAGUGUCCCACAGAUCGAUACACUGUUGCAGGGGCGUUAUUAUCUGUGAAGUGGGUUUGUUCCACAUGAUGCCACGUUGAGAUGACGCCUGUGAUGACCUGACGCACUGAUCCUCUGCAGGGAGCGGACUCUGACAAACUUCUCUCGUCUUUCACUCCACUUCCCCGGGUCCUCUCUUCCACUUCCCCGGGUCCUCUCUUCCACUUCUCCGGGUCCUCUCUCCACUUCUCCGGGUCCUCUCUCCACUUCUCCUCCCCUCCUCCCCGCUGUCCCCAUGCCGCCGGCCCGCCGCAGCGCGCUGGACUGACGGCCGCCCCCGGAGGAAUGGCAUCGGCCGUGUUCGAAGGCACGUCGCUGGUCAACAUGUUCGUGCGGGACUGCUGGGUCAACGGGAUCCGGAGACUCAUCAUCAGCCAGCGGGGCGAGGAAGAGGAGUUCUUCGAGAUCCGGACCGAGUGGUCGGACCGGAACAUUCUAUACUUGCACCGCAGCUACUCGGACCUGGGCCGGCUCUUCAGGAGACUGCUGGAGUCCUUCCCCGAGGACACAAGGGACCUGUCCGAGAGUCCACUCAUAGAAGGGCUGGUAAAGAUCAAGGAGGCACAUGACAUCGAAGAGAAGCUGAAUGAGGUGGAGCGAUUACUGAAGAACGCCAUCAACAUGCAUUGCAAGUAUUCCAGGUCAGAGGUGAUGUUGACGUUCUUCGAGCGGUCACCACUGGACCAAGUGCUGAGGAACGACAAGGUCCACAGAAUCCAGCCGUGCUUUCAGAGUCCCAUCAAGAUAUCAGAAAUCAUGCGGUCGAAUGGAUUCUGUCUGGCCAACACAGAAACCAUCGUAUUCGAUCACAGUAUCCCCGAGGAGAAGGAGAGGCCUUCGUCCACCGACUCUGUGGAGCACACGUACGAGGACGGAACCGAGUUUUUGCCAAUGGAAUCAGACGUGUGUGAAGAGGAUUCAGAAGCGUAUGUCACCAACCUCUCCUACUACCACCUGGUCCCGUUUGAGACCGACAUCCUGGAAUGAGGAUGUUACACGACAGACAAUGGACGGUGGAUGUUGACAUUGAGGAGUUCAUCCUCUUAAAUGGAUCCGAGCUAUGCAGUGCUGCACAAAGCUGCUCCAGUUGAUGCUGCUUCAAGUUUUAUCGCCCAUUUCGGAGUCGGGCAGGUGCCCACCAUGCACAGAGACAUUGAGAUAAUGAGAUGUCACCAGUGUGCCUCGUCCACAGCCUCAUCCACAGCCUUACCGGAGUGUUAAACCAGAUCCAAAUAAGAUGGAAAUACAAGACUUCAGACUAUGGAAGGUGUUCAUCAUGUGAUGGAGCCUGUGGAGGCCAAAGUUGAUGUCCUCGGGUCCCAAGACCACUUUAAGAGAACUUAAUUUUUAUACCCCAGUGACCAUGAGGGCGAGAACUCCACAUCACAUUGACCUUAUCAAACCAUCGACUCUUACUUUUCUGAAUUUACCAGCUCUCCUCCUGUUUCUACAUCUUCCAUAAUCGGAUAUAGUAUUUACGAGGAGAUCUGCAAAGCAUCUGGUUCCUCUCCUUCAAGCUGCUUUGCACAGUGUUACCACUCUGCCGUUUGAUUUGCUGUGGGAAGACAGGAAGCUGUCAUGAAGCUCUGUGUAUCAUCUUUGUUUAUGGUUCCACCAGCAUUUAGGACGUUUUUUUUAUGUACCAGCUUAAAACUUGUUUUCUUUUUUUGCCUUAUUAAGCAGUAGAUUGUUUGACAUGAGAGUUUCCCUAGAUCCCGGUGAAACAAGGCAAAAAUAGCUACCUCUAAGAUCAAUAGAUGUAAUUUAUGGUAAUUUAGCCAUCUAGAUUUAAGAUAAAACUAAUUUUAUUAACUUUAAUCUGCAAAAAUGAAAUGUAUAGCUUAAAUUAUAGAUUUUUCAGGGUUCUUCAAGAACAUUAGGUAAGAGGACGCAAUAACUGAUGAUGGGAACAAGGACUUAGUUGUGCCAAAAGCCAGAGUGUGGUGCUAGAGAUCAGACAUCGCCUUGAGAUGGACACCAGCUGAACGUGAUGGGUCUGUUAUGUGGAGAAGGCCAAACAGGAAGCCCAGGACAGACCCAGAUGGAAGCAGAUCUUCUUCUGCCCCUCAAGGGAGGAAGAGGACUCAAUAAUGAUAAUAAUAAUAAAUAUAAUAAUAGGUUUUUCAUAGCUGUAUUUGCUUGCCUCUGUUUCACUCGGUUCUUUGGUUAGCGUCAAGUUAAAGAACAUGAAAUAAAUAUGAAGUGCCAUUAUUAUUUUCUUACAACACACUCUUUCCAAAGUGAGAAGUUGAUUCUGCCUUUUUGGACGUUGGCGAGAGUUUUUAGAGACGUUUUGUCAGAAUAAUAAAGUAUAAAUAUUUGUUCACA